This is a messenger RNA of Dujonia railenensis, 1008 nucleotides long. The record is from the annotation of a GenBank genome assembly. Lineage: Eukaryota; Fungi; Ascomycota; Pichiomycetes; Serinales; Debaryomycetaceae.
AUGGCCCAGUUCACUCCUAUUCGAGGCUUCGUGAAUACCCCAGUAUCCAAGUCGAUAUGUAUUAUAUUCACCAUUGCUGCAGUGAUGGUGUCAAUACUCGAAAUCAAGUACUUUUUCAACUUGCAAGUGGAUCCCUUCAUACUUGAAUACUCCCAAUAUUGGCGGAUUGUCAUUUACCAGCUUACAGUAGUGAACGAGUCGGACUACUUGAUUUGUAUCUUGUUGUGGUUCCUGUAUAAGAACCUUGAGAGAUUCUACGGUUCUAGAAUAUACUUGUCGCUUGUCACAGUGCUUGCCUUAUACAAUGCAUUGUGCUGUUUCAUAGUGAUGAGCGUGGGUCAGCUCAUAACGAGGCUAAUUUCGUAUGCCUUGUACGCCAAGCUUGGGUGGAUCUCGGAAGUAGAGGCUUUUGACCAGAUGAUCUUCAACAAAGUGAUCCCUGGCCCAUUGGGCAUAAUCUCGUCGCUCUACAUCUGCUACGGAAAGGUCAUCCCAGUGUCGUACCGUUUCAACAUUGUUUUAAGCGCACCUACCCCGCCAUCGCUUCCAGAAGAUGAUAACAGUAACGAGUUUGAGCUAGAGUCAGAAGAUCUUACAAAGAAUACUAGUAGUCGCGAGUUAACUUUAACCAACCACCUUCAGAUUCACAUCCUCUACACCUUGCUAAUCUUGAAUAACGGGUACCUUUCCAUUAUCCCGUGCAUGGUUGGGUUGUUCUUGGGAAACUUGCAUGUAAACGAACUUUUGCCUGGUGCAAAAUGGACGCUACCAAAUUCAGUGUAUAGGGCCUUUGUACACCCGGUUCAGACAAUAUCCAAACUCAGUGGCUUGUUUGAUAGGAACGUAAAUGGUGGCUACGAGCGCCUCAGUCGUUCCAGCGACUCUCUUGUCGACGAUGGACAAGACCAGGAAAGUGAAGACCAGACCAACAAUGGCGAACAAGUAAUCAGAGCUGAAACACCUGUGAGGCCCUUGGGGAGUCAAUUCUUUGACACUUUCAGGACGUGA